AUGGAUGAAGAUUCGACUUUCAUUCGUAUGUUGGCUAUUGUACCAGCUCAUAGAUCGCCCCAGGAAAAUGCCUUCAUAUUUGGUUAUCUUCGUACAAUUGAAGGGUUGAAUCUUUCUGGCCCAUCAUCAGCAUAUCGAGAUGAUGAAUUACGCGCAAUCAGUCGUUACGCUCGUCAUCGUCGUGUUCCAGGCGAUAUGUUGUUGUAUCACACUGGUGAAUGGUGUGAUUCUUGGUUUAUUUUGAUAAGCGGAUCAGUAUUAAUUGAAAGUUCCAUGUUCUUGCCUCGAUCAUAUUUUGGAACCCGUACAAAUGGAAAUUUUUAUCGCCGUAAUGACUGUCUUGUCCUCGAACCAUCUGAUCUUGUUGUGAUCGAUUAUUUGGACAAUCAUAGUUUACCCAUAUCAUUUACUAAUACGCAUCAUCUGGCAGUGGCUCCGUCCAAGCAUAGGCAUUCUUUAGAUCGUGCACCGGUCUCAUUCAAUGAUAAUGAUACUUCACGUGAAAUUUUAUCAAAUGAUCGUUAUUCGGAAUCGUCUCAUAGUAUCAGCUCGUCAUUAAAGAUCCAAUCUUUGCUGAAUUUUGACCAAAGCAAGCUCCAAAGACGACCUACCAGGAGUACACAGGCUGAUGCUAUUAAUUCAUUGAAAUCAUUAUAUUUAAGUGACACAUCAUCUACACAUUCUUUUAGUUCUGGAGGCAUUCAAAAUAAUUCAAGUCAUGGACGUUCAACUCAUUCGUGCGUUUUAAAAUCUCCAGAAAAACGCAACAAAAAGAUUGGUUAUAACUAUCCUAAAUGGUAUAAGACUGGGUCAGACAAUAGCCAUUGUAUGGAUUCUGAAGGUGAUGAUAAUGCUGUUGAUGAUGAUGAUGAUGAUGAGGAGGAGGAGGAGGAGGAGGAGGAGGUGGUGGAUGAAGAUGAAGAGCUUGAGUCAAGUAGUCAUGAGUCUAUUCGUGAUGCAUUUUGGGAAUCUAUUCUUAAACUCCCAUCAGAUCGUACACAAGAAGAUGUCGAUUUAUUGUUGGGAAAUGUUGAACAAUUGCCUGCUUUCUCUAAUCUAACUAAGGCUACAUGUCGUUCCCUAUGCUCAGUCAUGGUGCUAGCUAUUGUUCGUGAAGCUGGUCAAAUCGUAUUGAAUGAUAAUGAAGUAUUGGACACUUGGUCUGUUGUGCUGAAUGGGACUGUUGAGGUUAUUGAACCAGACGAUACAAUUCGGGAAUUAACUCGUGGUGAUGCAUUCGGUGUUCGUCUUGGUAAAACAGAUUGUAUUCAUCAUGGUGUAAUGCGUACAGUCACUGAAGACUGUCACUUUUUAUGUGUACCACAAACCGAUUAUGUAAAUAUUAUGAGUCGUGAAGGAGAAGCUGAAAUACCAGAGAUGGGUGAAGGUGGACGUGUUGUCCUUGUCUAUGAAUCAAUAAAUUUAGACACAACUCUUAACAUCGAUUCGAAUAAAUCAUCCAAUGACAAUAGUUCUGUGUUGUUGAAAAAAUGUCGACUGGUCACAAAGGGCACACCGGAGAAACUAAUUGAACAUUUGAUUGCUGAUCUGUCCAAUGGGGAUAUAUCGUAUCCAGAAGAUUUUCUACUUACAUAUCGUACAUUUUUAGAUUCACCCCGACCAAUAGUUGAUCGUUUAUUAUCAUGGCAUUUGCAUAAUCCAAAGUUACGUACACGUGUUAAUCGUAUAAUUUUAUUAUGGGUUCAUAAUCAUUUUAAUGAUUUUGAGGAUAAUCAUGAUAUGAUGAAGUGCAUUGAAAAAUUUGAUAAUAUGUUAUCAUCCGACGGCACGGCUGGUGAGCGUCGUCUAUUUCGUUUAGCCUGCAGCACCAAAGCUCGUCCACGUCAAGUCGAACUUAUAAUUCCGUUAAAAAAUUCAUGUCAUUCAAAUCCAGAUAAUAAAUCGUUCGGAGUUGAUGAUGGUACUGGGUUUUUGUCAUCAAAUGGACAACACUUUGACAAUAAUUGUAAUACAAUAAAUUCUCUCAUUGAUCUACCAUUCACAAUGAUUGGUGGCGAGGAUGGUUUUGGAGUGUUUAUACAUCAAGUAUAUAGUUUAGUCUCAAACAAUAAUUCUGAAGCAAGUUGUGAUGAGCACACAAACGAAAAAUAUCUCACUAAUCCAUCUUCAUUAUCAUUAUCAUCACCAUGCGACUCAAGCUAUCCACCAUCAUCAACAACAUGUGUACUUCCUAAUUUUUCAUUUGUACAUAAUCAAAUACGUCGGGCUGACCAAUUAUUAUCAGUGAAUGGUCGUUCAGUAGAACAUUUAAAACCAUCUGAUGUCAUACAACUAAUUAAUUCAAUGAUAAACGCAUGUUGUCCAGUGGAUAUUAAAACUAGAUCAAAUACCAAACUAGUAUCUGGUACCAGUGGAUCAUUGUCUCCUUCGACUACACAUUAUUCAACCGGUAUAGACAAUGAUACUAUGCUAGAUCAUUCCAAAUCAUCUACAUUAUCGUCAGUCAUCAGUGUUACUUUCAACCUCCGUUUGUUAGUUAUUUUUAAUCCAGUUCAGUAUUAUCAAGCUAUUAACUCUUUAAAUACGACACAUACUGCUCAAACUUUGAUGAGGCCGAUCAGUGAAACAAUAAAUGCUUAUCAAAUUGUUGACGAUGUAAAAAACCACGUGAACAAAUCUACACCAUCAUCAAACAUCACAUUGAAUAAUCACAAUGGUAAUAAUGAAAUUUGUCGACUGAAAAUGCAUAGUUUACCAACUAGUAUAAGCAUACCUGAUGAUCUUCUUAAGAAGUCAAAUUAUCCUCAACAACAACAGUCUUCUUCAACUGUAACACUACCGAAAAUGCCAACACCAUGCUCCUUUUCUACGACGUGGUCGAAACUUUCAGCCUUCACAUGUUACAUCGGUCGUUCUUCUCACAGUGCAGAUACAUCACCGACUCGAUUAUCACAUCCUCAUGAAGAUAGUCAAGUGUUUUAUAAGACAUCAAUAACUGACAGUAGUAAACAGUCAUCCAUUUCCCAGUCACAUUGGUCACAUUCACUUAAAGAUCAUACCACCACCGAUAAUCGAAGUAAUAAUAGCAAUGAUUUAUGUCGACCGUACGAACAACAUCCAUCCAAUAACACAUUCAGCAGUAGUGCGAAAACAGCCAAUCAUAAUUACUUCCCACCAACACCACCACUGCAAAGAUCGUCAUCACAGCCGGAUUUAAUAAUGCUGGACAAAUCAUUAAUAUCUGGUAGUAAUGUUGCUGCUACAGUCAGUGACUAUAUUACCGUUCUUCACCAAAAUCAACAUAAUUUAACUGAUAGUGUCAAAUAUUCAGGCUUAAAUUCUGGUAGUAAUAAUAUUACUCACACGGACCAUUUGUCAGUGAUACGUGUAUGGCGAUCAAGUGAUAAUGGAAAAGAUCAUUCUAGUAAGCUGAUUAUAUUACCAAGUAGACACACUAAUGCAUACGAAGCGACACGUUUAUGCAUGGAGGAAUUCAGUAUACCGGUAGAGGACCAACAUUCUUAUCGCUUAUACCAUGUGACUGUUGAAUCUGGGCCAAUUGUGAAACAAAGUCGCUUGUCUAAUGUACUGGAUGAUUUAUCUGGACGUUUAACUUUGAAUUCAAGAUAUUACUUGAAAAGUUUGCAUAAUCAUGAUCCCCUUAUUGCGGAUGAUGUUGCAAAAUCAAUUCUAGCUGAAAGUCGUGUUACGUUUACACAGCUCCCACCAAAUGAAUUAGCUGCUCGAUUAACUAUUGAUGAUUAUGAAAUUUUUCGAUCUGUUCAAUCCACUGAAUAUAUUGAUGAGAUAUUUGGACUCAGUAAUGCAUAUGUUAAUAAUAUCUCUUCAUGUGUGAUUGGCAAUAAUAGUAACAGUAGUAAUACUGGAUAUGCAACAGGUCAUGAAAAUUUGGAUCGAUUCACCGAUCUUGUCAACCGUGAAGCGUAUUGGGCUCCCACUGAAAUUUGCAAUGAAACUAACUUGAAUCGACGUGUUGAUUUGUUGAAACGUUUCAUCAAGCUUGCCAAAUUAUGCCGUGAGCUGCGUAAUUUUAACACAAUGUUCUGUCUACUAGUUGGAUUACAUCAAACACCUGUCGAACGAUUAAAACAAACUUGGGAUCGCUUACCAAAUAAAUACCAAAAAAUCUAUCGAGAUUUAAGUAUGGUAUUGGAUACAUCUAGAAAUUUUCAUCAUUAUCGUACUCUCCUAUCAGCUAAUAAUGUAUCGGCUCCAAUGUUACCCUAUCUACCAUUGGUAUUGAAAGAUUUAACAUUUAUCCAUUUGGGUAAUCCUUCUUGUACUCCAGAUGGAUUGAUAAAUUUUGUCAAAUUACGAAUGCUUGCUAAAGAGGUUCGUGCCAUUUGUCGGAUGUGUAAUGUUGAUUAUGAUUUAUGCACUACUCCAUAUCGCUGUCGUACUGCUGGUGGUGUCGGACGUGCACUUGCUGGUGCCAAUUUAAGCGCGCUUAAAGCAGUCGCUUCUGUUUCAUCUAUCAAUCCAAAAUCGUACUUUUCAAAUCUUACAUCGAUGAAUAACUCCAGUCAAACAAACCAUAAUAAUAAUAAUAAUAAUAAUAAUAAUAAUAAUAAUAGUGCUAGUACAGAUUCCAAUCUGUCAGAACACGAUAUGGUUGAAGUGAAAUUCAGUCAUUCAAAUUCUCUUGACGAUAGUGAACAACAACGACGUGAAAGCACACUUAACUUUGAUGCGAAUCCUAUGAAUUCGACUAAUGUUUCGAGUGGUUUUAACGUUGGACACAAGCGUCUACAUCAACAUGGGAAUCCUACAACUCCUUCCAGUGGAAGUUUCAAUGUGGAAUUGUCUACAGCUAACUCUUUCAUUGCCCCCGGUGGUGGUAUUCGACGGCGAUCGAAUCUUGGUCUAAUUUCUUCAUCAAUUAAUCCAAAAAAGAUUUAUGAAAGUUGGCUGAUGACUUUACGGAUUCGUACGUAUUUCGCUAAUUUAAGAGUUGUCCAAGAUCCGGAAUUAUUGUCUCAAUUAUCCUCACGCAUUGAACCUAGUGGUAAAGAUUCAAGAACUGUCCAACCCGCUGUUGUAUCUUCAGUAGGCAAUGCUGGUACCACUACUACCAACAAUAAUAACAGUUCUACUAAUGAGGGAAAUGAUCCACAGCAGUUAUAUACAUCCAAUCUCCCAUCCUCCAACAAUAAUACAAAAUUAAAAGGCAUAAAGCUGUCUCUCACAAAAACUUCUGCACAGUCUGUUAUAGUCGAAUCGAAUACAAACAAAAAGUCUCCACUUAAAGUUAUCAACGUAUCGACAGAAUCUCCAUAUGUACCAUCAGCAACAGUAGCAGUAUCAAUCACAUCUCAUCCAAGGUCUACGGAUCCAAAAGAUAUGUUUACCCGACCAUUACUAGGCGCACAAUCUGUUGAAGAUGCUCGCAAACUAUUAGCCCUAAGUGUAGGUAGUAAACGUUCUUCCCAGAGACGUUUACCAGUGUUCACUUUCCCGAAUCACUUUCAUUACAAUAAUACUCAUAAUGUCGCUCAGUCUUUGUUCAUUACAUCACCAGUUCGACCAUAUGCUGGUAUUGGAUUUGGACACCUGAAAUCGCAACAUUAUAACAAUUCUAAUAUAUCAUCGUCUAUAGGAUCAUUUUAUCAAGUAAAUAAUAAUACUAUCAUACAAAUGUCAAAUAACAGCACACCGAAAUUAUCAUCUACCUCUAAUGCUACUAUUUCCACAUGUUCUAAUCAUUUACACCAUCAUCAUCAUUAUAGUAAUACUCAGCUUAUAUGUCCACAACCGACUCGAUGUUAUUCCACUCCUACCGGUACAACAGGCAGUAAAAGUCUCCUGUUGGAUAAUCUUAUCCCAAUACCAUCUCGUAUAGCUACUAAUAUGAACGAUAGUGGGAAUAGUAAUUCUACAUCGGAUCAAAUGUAUGCUAUGCUACCAAAUCAAAGAGAUCCUUGUCAUUUGCAUCAGCACCAGCAUUCUUUAACUCAUCACCAACAGGCAUCAGCAUCACCUCAUAAUCGAGGCCAAGCAACUAUGAAACAUCAACAUUUUAGUCAGGCAACAAACCAGAAUACAAAUUAUCAAUACCAACAGCAACAACCAAACCCUCAGUCUCUAUCGAAUCCUAUUGGAUCUCGUCUAACACUGAAUUCUAAUACUGCUACAGUGCUAUAUCCAUCUUGUCCCGGUAUUUCACUACAGCAACAGAUGACUUGCCCACAUCGGUCUACUAAUUUAUUUGGUGGAGGUGCCUAUCCCUCAAAUCAGCAACAACAACAGGCAACAGUACAAUCAGGUUGCUUUGGAGAACAAUCAUCAUUGCAACAGCAUCAGCAUUCAGUUUCAUUCAAUUUCGAUGAGAACUAUUUAUAUCCUACUGCAAAUACACUUCCACUUGGUGGUUCAAUGCUGUCUAUACCUCGUAAUUAUCGACAGUCUAUCAUACAAAGAAUAAUUCCACAAUACUUAAAUUGCAAGCCAACUCGGCCACCACCAUAUGAAAUAGCUUUGGCUUUAAAAUAUCCUCAAAAUGCCAAUUCACAACGAGUAUAUCAAUCACUGGAAAAUGACACGAUUAAUACACGACAUGAAAAUAAUAACAAUAGUAUUAAUAAUAAUAAUUACCACAUAGCAAGUAAUUUAUCAUCUGGCAUUAAACAUGGAACAGUUGAUCAUGUUCCAUUGGCACAAACUCACACACAAAUUCAAAAUUCAAAGUCAGAUAAACAAUUGUUUACUGUUAAGCAGUUACCGGAUAAAAAUUCACAAAAUCCUAUAAAUUAUGCCUCAUCUACAACAACAUCGACAACAGCAACUUUAACUAUUGUGUCUUCACGUUCAGAAUUCAGUAACAACAGUAAUAAUAGUAAUAAUAAUCUGCAAUAUAGACCAUCUGAACGGAAUAAAUCCUCAACAGUGUGUCAGUCAUUCCAGAAACGUAUACAAGAACGACCUUCCCCGCCAUCUUAUCAGCAGGUUUUAUCCAUGUCACGACAAGAAAAUAAUCAACGGUCAUUGAAAAUUAUCUCUGCUCAAUCUCACCCACGUACAAAUAUUUAUUCAUCACAUGGACGCCCACAACCUCCACAACGAACAAUGGCUACAUUAUCUUCUAAUUGUAAUCAUAACAACUAUCGAGCCUCUUCAUGUAGUCCUGGUAUGACUAUAGUUCGUCCAGUCGUAAAUGAUCUCAAUACUGUUGAACCACAUCGCAAACAUAUUGGCAGAUCGACCCAGAAGGCAACCUUUCAUUAG
Messenger RNA from Schistosoma mattheei, 7203 nucleotides. NCBI's taxonomy places the organism in Eukaryota, Metazoa, Platyhelminthes, Trematoda, Strigeidida, Schistosomatidae. The record is from the annotation of a GenBank genome assembly.